AUGCCCCGCAAGGACUUCUUGAGGGAUCUCAAUCUCGCCUCAAUUCCUGGAAUAUUUCCCCACACCUGCGCCUAUCCGAAAGAUCACCAGUUCUUUGUCUUCUCGGAUGAUGACAUCCCCGCUUCCAUAGCAACGGCGUUGACUUCUUACCAGCCUCUCGAUGGCAGUCCAAGAAUCGAGGAGUUUCUCACAUCCAUCAGUCGCUCUCUGGACCAGGCAAUUCUCGGUCUCGAAGAGUCUUCAGCUUCCGCUGAUGACUGCGAUGAUGACGAAUGUAUGGAGGAAGACGAAGACUGGGAUACUGAUCACGAGACAUUUCCCUUGUCAACAUUUGGCCCAUCUUCGACAGACGUACUGCGUUCCGAUCUCAGGGCUGUUAAAUCUGCAGGUUAUAAGGUCGGUGUCCUGGGUGAUGUUAAAGGGUCCGUCAUCGUGUGCAUCUCCUGUCGCAUAGGAAAGCUUGGGAUCUCCGAAGAAGCACUGCAAGCCUGGCAUGUUGAAGGGUCAGAAUACUUGACUCUCCUCCUGCGUUACCCUCUUGGGUAUGUUCCCCUAUCCCAGAUGACGGGUCGAGGACCCCAAACGCCAGAGACGCUCGUCCAAAUGCAUGUGGGCGUCUGCAAGUCCUAUAAACCGAGCUUGAGUUGUGCACUGCGGCAGUUCGUUUUGACGCAGGACCUAGACAGCAUGACAGGGGAAGUCUCCAACACCGCUUAUAGCGGCCAAGCACCAGCAUAUCGCUGUCUGCAGAUCGCUGAAUCGUUGAACAACCUCCUCGAGACCGAUUUUCUCCGUCUCCUUAAAUUUCGUCUGGAGCAUGGAUUCUCAUGGGCAGGGGCGGAGACGUACUUACACACUGCUCAGGGCGAAUCCCCCAGUUCGCUAGUCUCAACAAAUCCAGAAUACUUUGCCCCAGAUGACUGGAGCGUAUCUACUCCAGGCUUAUUGAAGGCCGAUCACCUUGCAAACGAUAAAGAGACAGACGCCCUGGUCUUUCCAUUGAUUGCAAUGCAGUUCGUACUUCGGCGGUUCGUCAAGUGCACCGAGUUUUGUCUCAACUGUUAUCGCAAGGUCGAGUUUGGAUUCGAGGCCAUCAAGCCCUAUGUCUGUUCCAAUGGUCUAUGUCUUUACCAGUACAUGCACCUAGGAAUGGGGCCGAGCGUUGAGUGGGAGAUACUUUCGCAGCCGUACGUUGCCGAUUUAUUGAUUAGCUUCACGUACUGCAGUGCCAAAGACAGGACCCUGCACGAAUUCCCUUGUGGAAUUGGGCUGAAGGUUCCGACAGGCAUAAUGAAAGAGGCACGCUUCGACGUGGACCUGAUGGAGAUCACCGUCGAACCGUCCUGUCAACUCCGAGUUGGGGAUUGGAUCUGUAUUACGACAACUAGCACCACUUCAACCGACCAGUGGCAUUGCGAAGUGCAAGAUAUUAUCUUGUUCCCACAUGUCAAACUAUCAACUCCGGUUCGAUUGACCAAGCGAAGCGUCAAACCCCCGCAACUCACUACGGGCAAACUUCGAUACGAGGUAUACAACAAGGACUUUGACAGUUUGAGUGCAGCGGAUAAAUGCACAUCGAUUGUCACGCUCCUAGCUACGCUUCCAGCCGUGGAUGAGAUGCGAGACUAUAUUACGAACGGUAGUUCGAACAACGUCAAUCGUGCGCUUUCCUCCUGGCACGACCGAGUGUCACCGGCUGCACUCUACGUGUUAAGAUGGGUCAUCGCUUCGAAUCGACCAUGCAUCUUGUAUCAUGAUGAUCCCGAACACAUGGUGUCCGGCAUGUCAGGCUACCUUCAGUUUCGAUUUGCGCAAGGAGCACCAGACAAGGAGGCCCGCUUUGUACAGGCCGUCAAUGCAGUUUCGUCGACCAAGGAUGGGAAUUCGCAACACCCCACCUUGUUCGCAUGGCAUGGCAGCCCUCUCCACAAUUGGCACAGCAUCUUGCGCGAGGGGCUACACUACAAAAAGGUCGUUAACGGACGGUCCUGCGGUAACGGGGUCUACAUGUCGAACAACUUCGCCACUUCUGUGGGCUACUGUGGCCGCGUGAACUUCCCUGACCCUAGUGCACCAACACUGCAUACUACCUGGCCGCAGAGCAAGCUCAACAUCAAGUGCGCAAUAUCCCUGAACGAGGUCGUCAAUGCUCCCAACCAAUUUGUUCACAAUACAGCGUGCUACGUGGUCCAGCACCUUGACUGGAUCCAGCCCAGGUAUCUAUUUGUCGGGCCCACUCCGACAGACGCGAAAGUCUGUCAAGGGAACCCAUCCAGAAUUUACACCCAGGAUCCAAAACGACUGGUUAUGGGUGCCGAGGGGAAGAAUGUCAAGAUCCCGAUCUCUGGCGUCGCCACGCACAAGGCAAAUGUGACAUCGAGCGGAAAACCCAAGGGGCGACGGAAAAAAUCCCAGGAGAUUAAUACCAGCCUCUGCGAUGCAGACAGCGUGGCUACCCUUGAAGACGAUCGACAGCUGCUCAGAGACAGCGACAAGGAAGACAAGGACGAGCUGCCGUUUCGCAUCGACAUUUCGAAGACUGAUUUUCGGCCGGGGACGCUGGAGGUAUCCUCGCUGCGACUCCUAGGACCUCCGCGAUACGCAACCACCACGGCGACCAAGGCGCUACACAAACGCUUACAGGAGACCCUGAAGGUCCAGAAGAGAGAGCCCCUCCACGAGCUGGGUUGGUACAUCGACCCGAGCCUGGUGAACAACGUCUACCAAUGGAUCGUGGAACUGCACAGCUUUGACCCGAACCUGCCGCUGGCCAAGGACCUGAAGAAGGCCAAGGUACACAGCAUUGUGUUCGAGAUCCGCUUCCCCCCUUACUUCCCCAUGAGUCCGCCUUUUGUCCGCAUCAUCCGGCCGCGGAUCCUCUCGUUCGGUCGCGGAGGCGGUGGUCAUGUCACCCUGGGCGGCUCGAUGUGCAUGGAGCUGCUCACAAACUCGGGAUGGUCGGCCGCCUGCAGCAUGGAGAGUGUGUUGCUACAAGUGCGCCUCGCGCUGAGCAAUACGGAGCCUCAGCCUGCCCGGCUUGACCAGUCAACCAACGCGGAUUACACUGUUGGCAAUGCAAUCUCUGACUAUCAGAGGGUGUGCCAGGCGCACGGAUGGCAAGUACCGGAUGAUCUUCAGCAGGUCCAUUGGUAG
This is a messenger RNA of Aspergillus terreus NIH2624, 3153 nucleotides long. RefSeq names its product putative ubiquitin conjugating enzyme. The record is from RefSeq and is a predicted model, not a curated record. The transcript is spliced from 2 exons. Bases 1 to 3153 code for a protein of 1050 amino acids. NCBI's taxonomy places the organism in Eukaryota, Fungi, Ascomycota, Eurotiomycetes, Eurotiales, Aspergillaceae. Gene Ontology annotation, molecular function: NAD+ poly-ADP-ribosyltransferase activity.